AUGUUGAAGUCUUUCAUUCCGACGCUGGUGCUCUGCAUGUGCGCCUCUCCGUCGUCAGGCGUUCGCCAGAUCCAUGAAUCCCAAGUUACCCAAGGCUUCUUUGGACGUAGCAUCAGCAAAAAAUUCAGCCGCUAUGAUCCAGCAGACGAGGACAAGCUCAACGCGAUCAUUGACGGAUGUGGUGGAGAGCACAACAACCAAUGCAUCCGUAUGAAGUGUGAAGCCACCUGGCCCGACAAGAAACAUUGGGAGGUGAUAGAUUCAGAAGUUGAAGACAAAGAUGAAGACUUCGGCUACAAGGCGAUUAAGAAAAAGAUGUUCAUGAAGUUCAAGUAUCGGGUGCUCUUUAAGUACAAUUUGGGGACCUACGGCCUUUUCAUCAUGGCGGAUCCUAUUCCUCGGCGUUAG
Messenger RNA from Symbiodinium sp. CCMP2592, 408 nucleotides. The record is from the annotation of a GenBank genome assembly. Lineage: Eukaryota; Dinophyceae; Suessiales; Symbiodiniaceae.